AUGCAGCACACGGGCGACCACGACCAGAGGAGCGGUAAGCGCAAGUCGAUCGGCAAGAGGAAGCUUCCUGAUCAAGGAGAGACAUCGCAUCCACCGUCGCAAAGGACCCUCUCUGAGCUUUUAUCAAAGAAUAAACACGCAUACGAAUCCCUGCCCUCAUCUUCCUCCCCGGUCUCAAAGCGAUCUCGUCUCUCCAUCUCCCCCUCCCGCCGGUCGCCAGCUCAAACCGUCUCACCCAAUAAGAUGUAUAACUUCUCCGGAUCCCCGCCCAAGAACGGCAACGCUUUUGUUCGAGCUCUUCCUGGACAGAGUACUGCCUCGGCCAAAGGUCAACCAUUGAACCUGAAUAACUCUCGUCAAAAUAAUUUCGGCCCCAAUGUCAGUGCCAAGAAGCUUGUCGUUAAGAACCUCCGCACUGCUCCUCGUGGGAAUAAUGAGCCGUAUUUCGACAGGAUAUGGCAGCAGCUUGAUAAGGCCUUGACGGAGAUUUUUGACGGACAGAAGCCCAGUACCUCACUCGAGGAACUCUAUAAGGGCGCGGAGAACAUAUGUCGGCAGGGUCGUGCGACUCUUCUGGCGAAGAAUAUCCAAGACAGAUGCAAGGAAUACGUUUCGGAUAAGCUACGCAACAAUCUGGUGACGAGAGCUGGAGGUGGGAAUGAUGUCGAUACAUUACGCGCAGUGAAUGAGGCAUGGUCCUCCUGGUAUUCAAGACUUAUUCUGAUCCGCUGGGUCUUCUAUUACCUUGACCAGUCAUUCCUCCUCCAUUCAAAGGACUUACCAAUGAUCCACGAAAUGGGACUCGCCCAAUUUCGUUCUUAUGUCUUCGCCGACACAAUCCUGAAGCCCAAGAUCUUACAGGGUGCCUGUGACCUUAUCUCGGUGGAUCGAGGCGCAGAGACUAAGGUCAUACAAGAUACUAGUCUACUUCGAUCUUCCAUUGAUCUUUUCCACAACCUAGAUGUCUACAAUAGCGAUUUCGAGCCGUUGUUCAUCGCUAGUACCAAGACAUUUGUCAGCAGGUGGGCAGCUGCAGAAUCGGAGAAACCACUGGCUUCAUAUGUUGAGAACAGUGACCAAUUGAUCGAUCGUGAGGUAACACGUUGUGGGUUGUACUCUCUUAAUCGCAGCACCAAACAGAAGUUGUCUGAACUUUUGGAUGAGAUCCUCCUCGCAGAGCAUGAGGACCUUCUUCUCAGAGAGAAUGAAGUGAUAGGCUUGAUGCGAUCAGACAACAACGUUGCACUGAAAAAGCUUUAUGGUCUACUCAGUCGACGGAAUCUCGGUAUCAAGCUCAAACCAGCGUUUAGUAGCUUCAUCAAAGAGGAAGGUUCCGGCAUUGUAUUCGAUGAACAGCAUGAAGCAGACAUGGUCAACCGCUUACUCCGAUUCAAAAAGCAACUUGAUACCACACUGUCUGACGCCUUUGAUGGGGACAAUGACCUAGGCAACACCCUCCGUGACGCCUUUGGCCAUUUCAUGAACUUGGGCAAGAAGUCAGAAUCUACGGGUGGCACUGACAACCCUAAGACUGGCGAGAUGAUUGCAAAAUAUGUCGAUCGGUUGCUGAAAGGUGGCUUGAAGGUAGUUACACCUGGUCAAUCGGAUGCGCCACUGGAUGACUCUUUCUCUGAAAUGCGACGGCAACUUGAUCAAGUGCUAGAUCUGUUCCGGUUUGUCCAAGGAAAGGCUGUUUUCGAGGCUUUCUACAAGAAUGACCUUGCGCGCCGUUUGUUGAUGAACCGGAGUGCCAGUGAUGAGGCUGAGAAGGAAAUGCUCGUUCUGCUGAAGAAAGAAUGUGGUUCAAGCUUUACUCACAAUCUUGAGUCGAUGUUCAACGAUAUGGAUGUUGCGCGAGAUGAGAUGGCUGCUUAUAAUUCGAUGCAAAAGCAGCUUGAUCGUAGUAAGCGUUCGCCCAUGGAUCUGAAUGUCAGCGUUCUUUCAGCUGCCUCUUGGCCAUCAUAUCAGGAUGUCCCGGUACAAGUCCCGCCAAACAUCCUGGGCGUGCUUCGCAACUUUGAGACAUUUUACAACAGCAAACACACCGGUCGCAAGUUAACUUGGAAGCACCAACUGGCGCACUGUCAAUUACGAGCUCGUUUUCCCAAGGGUGACAAGGAACUAGUUGUCAGCUCCUUCCAAGCAAUUGUGCUUCUUCUCUUCAACGAUGUCGCAGAGGGCGAUAGUUUGGCAUAUUCGGAUAUCCAGGAGCAAACAGGGCUCUCGGAUCCGGAGUUGAAACGAACUCUCCAAUCAUUAGCAUGCGCCAAGUAUCGGGUGCUGGCUAAGAAUCCCAAGGGGAAGGAAGUUGAGCCAACUGACCAGUUCACAUACAAUCCCAAUUUCACUGAUCCGAAGAUGCGGAUCAAGAUUAAUCAGAUUCAGCUCAAGGAGACCAAGGAGGAGAACAAGUCCACGCAUGAGCGUGUGGCUGCGGACCGGAAUUACGAAACCCAGGCCGCCAUUGUGCGGAUCAUGAAGAGCCGAAAGACUAUUAAGCACUCUGAGUUGAUUGUCGAGGUUAUCGAGGCGACUCGCAACCGCGGCACACUGCAACCUGCGGAUAUCAAGGUUAGCAUUGAGAAGUUGAUUGAGAGGGACUACAUGGAACGUGGCGAGGGCAAAAUCUACAAGUACGUGGCAUAA
This is a messenger RNA of Penicillium malachiteum, 2646 nucleotides long. RefSeq names its product cullin family protein. The record is from RefSeq and is a predicted model, not a curated record. The coding region runs from base 1 to 2646 and encodes 881 amino acids. NCBI's taxonomy places the organism in Eukaryota, Fungi, Ascomycota, Eurotiomycetes, Eurotiales, Aspergillaceae. Gene Ontology annotation, biological process: DNA damage response; ubiquitin-dependent protein catabolic process; protein ubiquitination. Gene Ontology annotation, molecular function: ubiquitin protein ligase binding. The transcript has 5 exons. Gene Ontology annotation, cellular component: Cul4-RING E3 ubiquitin ligase complex.